Messenger RNA from Penicillium taxi, 2559 nucleotides. RefSeq lists its product as uncharacterized. NCBI's taxonomy places the organism in Eukaryota, Fungi, Ascomycota, Eurotiomycetes, Eurotiales, Aspergillaceae. The record is from RefSeq and is a predicted model, not a curated record. The coding region runs from base 1 to 2559 and encodes 852 amino acids. The transcript has a single exon.
AUGUCUGACACUUCAGCAUCACCCAGGCGCUUAAACGCCCGUAGCGUCCAAAACGCCCAUAUCGCCCACCUGCAAUAUCCAACUCUGCCACCCUUGACGGCUUCUGUUGAGGAGUGGUUAUCUCGAUCACGGCCUGCAGACAACAUGACUUCAGAUAAUAUUACCGACUCGCAACCCAAAUCCUUGAGUGAUAGCUGGGCUGAGUUGAGCGUCUCGGACUUCCAUUCAGAAGAUGGAAGUCGCUCUGAACCGACCGAUGCGGGGUCCAUUAUUGACCAAGCCACCCCCGAUGAUGUGGCCAGCCUCGAUGGCCGAUCCACCAGUAGCGAAGUCGAUGGAAUAGAAGUGGAGGAAGACCAAGGACAAGAUGGCGAGAACCAGGAAAAUAAUGAGAGUGAGGAUGACGAGAGCGAGAGCGAGCAAGAUGACGGGCAUGACAAUGACCAAGAUGAUAACCAAAGCUUGGCCGAGUCUCAUCGUUUUGCUUUGCACUACCACAAAACUCCUUCUGGAUCUGGCAUCGAAGACAGCAACCUUACUACACGAACAGCUUUCCGUCAGUCGGUCGAUUCCAUCGAGUUCGUCGAGCCGGACAAAUGGCCGGAGAUGGAGCGAGUUGAGCUCAAGCAUACCAUUCGUAUCUUCCAGGAUGCAGAACUCGCAGACAUGAAGGUCCCGCAGUCAUUUGACUCGGCCCAUUCAAUCCUCACGGCUACUGUCCAGCAAACGAUGGCAAAGACUGGCAUGGAAUUGGAUAAGCCCUUCCGGGUGCUGUAUAUCGGCCGACCAGAGUUUCGGAAUAUCAUCCUGGACAAGAUAGGUGAUGUUUUGGUGUCCAACUCAUCCGCCGGGUCUCCGACAAGCUCUGCAGAAUCUUCACGCUAUCAUGUCGUGCCCACCUCAUUUGGAGCUGGUGCUGUGCCAAAUUUCGCGGAGCUUCUCCCAAUUCACGUUCAACUAGUGGUGGACGAAUGUGUGGUGGCUACUGCAAAAUCCACAGACCAGCAUAGUCCAGUGUCGUUGACAUUCAAGAACCGCCCAUCUUGCAGGUCCUGGUGGGAUGGAGAAAAUUAUCGUGUCUCCUCCGUUACCGAUUGGACUCUGCCUGAUAUGGCGAUUAUCUUCGUUUCUAACAACGAUGACGUCGCUGCCAUACAAACCCAGCGCCUCACCCAUAAUUUCUUGGAUCGACAUGGAAUCCCAGCAAUGGUGAUAUCAGAGGAACCGCUUUGGAAUAACAAACCUCGAAAUAUCCCCCUUAAUCAUAACAGCCUUCACAUGUGCUUGGAGUCUCGCCACCACCAAACUGGAGAGAUCUCAGUUCUUCAACGUUACCCAAUAGAUCUGAAAACAUUCGAGAGCAUCGCCCCCGAUCAACUUAAUCGUAACUUGGCUUCGCUCAUGGGUCUUUAUCCCAAGAAGGCUGUCAAGAUCACCACGGAUUCUCCAAAGUCACUUGACUCUUGGACAUUCGCCGACCUCGAGAAGUAUUCACGCAGCUGGAUUCUUCCAUACGUUUCCUGCGCCCCCAAAUGGGGUAAUUUGUUAAGCCUGUUGACACUGACCCUCAUUUCAGCCAUUGCACUCUCCAUCGGAUACACAGCUUUCAACUAUGUAGCUAUCUUUCUCUCGCAGUUCUUGGCCGAAUCCGCCUUGUCACGCGCCAUUUCUCCAACAACCACCCCAAUUUUUUCGACUAGCGCUCUAAAUGUGGAUUAUGAAAGACAAUCCUCCCUCAUCCUGCGACCCUCGGGCCAUCUCCAAGAUCUAAAAGACUUGUCCUCCGACUGCCUCAAUGAUCGGUUCGCUGGGCUUGACCUUGAACUCUCCAAAACACCAGAUAGUUUUGAAAUUAAAACUCUCGGGGACUGCCACGUGAUUAUCAGGACACCGCGCAAUCUUGCAUCUUCUCGCAAGCAACCACCUUUCAAUGUGAGCGUUUAUCGUGGGGAGAGAAUGCUAGACUACCAGUUGUCAUGGCUUUUAGAUGGCGUUUACACCCUUGUACUGGCCCGUGAGGAUGCUUGGGGAUUGGUCAACUUGACGAUCACUGCGAAAUCCAAGUCUAUGAGCCCUCAAACCACAGUACUUGACUUUGGAAUCCCAUGGCUCAAGGCUGCAAAUUGGAGACGAGCAGCGCUGUUGAUCUCUUCCCAAAUCACACAUGAUUUGCAAGAUGCCCACACCGGCCUGACUGAAGUUUACGGCCGACUCACCACGGAUCUACAAGUGAUCAUGGGGGAUGUGGUCAAGGCAUAUCAUGAUCUCCGUUUUCGACAGGAGACUCAAGAGCCAAGCAUAUUGGCCCAGUCGAAGCAGCUGAGUGAGGCGAUCACCCACAAUGCCAUCCAACAGGUCCGCAGUGCGGUCUUCGUUCUGCACAAGCGCUCUGUCAAGGUCAAUGAAGAGGCUAGGGAACUAAUUAGCUAUACCUGGCAUCGUCUCAGCAAAUCGGCAAAGAUCGAUCCCCACUCCGUAAUGGAUCGAGUUCAUGAGGUAAAAAGGGCCACGCUAGGUCGGGCUCAGACUCGCGCACGAUACAUUGUGGGGCGGGGCUAA